AUGACGCCCCCGGCCCGUGGACGGGGGACUAGCCAACGCAGCCCGACCGUUUUGGUGACCGACUCACGCGACCAACAAAAUCCCCAAACCCCCCGCCGUCGCCGUUCGCCCGCAACCCGCUUCAUCACCGUUGAUAAUGUUCUCCAGUACGCCUCCGACGUGCCUUCAAUGCAACAACGUGGCCCACCACCCAGCUCGCGCUCACGACGCAUCGCGUCUGCGACGGGUGGAUUGAUCGGUAAUUCGGGUGGUAGUAGUUCCAGUGCGGCGGCAGGAGGUGGAAAAGCUGGUCGACUUGCUGCGCAACCGCGUCUGCCACCUCGAACGACUAAAGUUAGCGAGAAGCUGGUUCUUCUGCCUGAUACCGAUGAAAUCGAGGAGGGGGAGACCGAGGAUGAUGAUGACGAGGGUCCUGAUGGUACGGAGAUGGUGAAUGAGGAACUCGUUGAUCGCUUGGCGCGUGAGAGAAAUGUUGAUCCGGAGGUCGUCAGACGCCAGCUUCUUGUUUCGAAGCGUCUGACUGGUGACUUUGGCGUUGACAAUGAUCUUGCCCCGCUGUCGGCUGAGGAGGAGGUGUUGAGGAAACGGCGUGUGGCGCCUGAGCGCGCCAAAAGUUAUGCUGAGCGAUUGCCAAAGGCUAGGAGGACGGAGAAGCUCGCUCGUGUCACGGCCUAUUGUACGGCACAGGCUUACAAGAUGGGAUCACUUGCUUCUUUUGUUAAAGAGCAGCAUGGUGGCAGGACAAAGCUUUACGAUGAUUGUCUUUACACCGCUUAUCACCUGCCCCUUCUUCCUGGACAUGAUGGGUACCGGUUGAGGAGUAGUCCUGUGUUGAAAUAUCCUGGUGGAAAAUCUCUGCUGGACGAGGAGAUUGAGCGCAAUGAGCUUCGCGAUCAUCAUGAUGAUUAUAUGGAGCCAGAGGAGCAUUCAGUUGGUGGCCACAAUCGCCCUGAAGACGAGCACCAUUUCGAAGCGUCGCCUCGCAACUCGGAUGAUCAUCAUCACGAAAACCGGCAAGAGUUCUUGGAUCGCAUUACCGAGGAGGUUCGUGGUCGCGCCGAUGAGCAUGAAGAAGCUGCUAGCUCCAGCGAGAGUGUUCAAGUCAUGGAGCAUGCUCAGUCCUCUGAAGUAAACGAGAACAGGCCUCCUUCGCCAGAGCCUCACCGUCGUCGAAGACACAGCACAGAUGACACCCACGCUCUCAUUCGAGACCGUCCUUCUCCACCACCCCCUACGCAUUCUUCGUCGUCAUUGCCACAGGCCCCGGCCCGCACUCUGUACAAUGUUGCCGAGAUGUUCGUCUUUAGCUACGGUGUUGUCGUUUUCUGGAACUUCACCGAGCGACAGGAGAAAGACCUGCUUGCUGAUUUGGCCUUUGCUACGUCAUCAGCAACCGGGAUUCCCAUCCCGCUGGCUACAAUGCCGCUUGAUGAAGAGGAUUUCGAGACAGAAGAGUUCCACUUCGAGUAUUCUACUGAGAUUUCUCGUCCGCGGGUCUACAACGACAUGAUUACCCUGCGUAGUGGUGACCAUAUGAUCAAGCUGGCGAUCAGUCAUGGCAUUUCUCAAAGUACCAAGCUCUGCUUCUUUGAGGAAGUCAUGGCUCGUCAAAUGGCAGACGCCAAAGAUGUUCCCAGGCGACUCGCCGUCACAGGAAAGCUGGGAAUGAAGCGCGAAGAGGUCUUCCGGAUCCUCGGUCGUCUCUUCAAGAGCCGCGUGGAAGUCAACCUUUCAUCAAACAUGCUCGAUGUUCCCAACUUCUUCUGGGAGAGCGAACCGACCCUGUACCCGCUCUACAUUGCUGUGCGCGAGUACCUGGAAAUCAAGCCUCGCAUCCAGGUCUUGAACGAGCGUUGCCGUGUCUUCUUGGAUCUGGCUGAGAUCCUUUCUGAUUCGAUUGCUGAUACCAGAACCUCCCACCAAACCUGGAUCAUCAUUGUUCUCAUCGUUAUCUCGAUUCUCGUCACCACCUCCGAAGUCUUCCUUCGCUUCGGCCUUCUCCAUGCCAGCCAGGGUACUAAUGGAACUCCUGCCAGUGUUUUGGCCCGGGUAAUGGGGCGAUCUGUCCCCUCUCCCUCUUCGGGCUGGUCCCCGUACUCUGCCUCUGGUGUACCCCAGGGCUGCAUAUGCCCUUCCCUUGUUCCAGGCGGAGAACCGCAAUUGGGUGUCAGUGGUUUGAUGGGUCUCUAA
Penicillium olsonii is the source of this 2190-nucleotide messenger RNA. Lineage: Eukaryota; Fungi; Ascomycota; Eurotiomycetes; Eurotiales; Aspergillaceae. The record is from the annotation of a GenBank genome assembly.